UUUGUGUUCUUUCUUCACUUAUUCCUCUCUCCAUCUCUAGGUUCUCUCAUAAAUUUGGAGGGCUGUGUUAUCUUCUGAGUGGUGAUGCACUGAAUUUGUAAUGAUCAAACGAUUUAACAGUGAGAAAUUCGCAAUUUCUGCGAGUUUAACUGAAGAAGGUUUCGCAUAUAAUUAAAUUCUGGAGUUUCAAUGAUUGUAUAUGUGUUUUAGAACAUAUUCAAGCUCGAUUGUGCUGAUUUGAUGCCUUCCGAUUGGGUAUUUGGAAGAAGAUUUGUGUUGCAAGGUGAAUUUUCGAGAGAUUUGAGAUCGGUUUCGUGGAUGAGAGGAUCGCAAUCGAUCGACGAAACCUCAGAAUUCUUCCUGUUUCUCUGCUGAAAGCGCUAUUUUCAGCGCUUCAAUUGCUGUGGAUUCUGCUUGGUUUUUGAGGCGUAUGUGACAUCAAUUCAUUUCUUCUCAAGUUUUUUCGAGAGGUUCAACUCUGUUAACAUCCAAGUUGGAGACCAAGAUUUGGAGGAUUCCGGCUUUACUGAUAUUUAUCAGAUUUUAUCGGCAGAGUUUGUAGGGUUUCAGUGGAGGAGAACAGGCGUACAAAAGGGGGCGAUGGAGAGGAACAUUCCCCACUCCACCAAUAAAGACGGCUUAUUGCUGAGAUCUGAAUCCAAGUCAGCCGCUACGACGUCGUCCGACUUCGUGUUGCAGUGGGGCAACAGGAAAAGGCUCCGCUGCAUGAAGUUCCAGGCCAAGGACCACAACUCGGGUCCGGUUCAGCGGGCCACCACCCGGAUCGAUCGCCGGGUUGUCAGGUCGGAUCUCAAUCCCAACUCGAAUCAGCUCGAUACCAAUAAGAGCAACGGCUAUUUGAACCUCCGUCAGCGGCCGGCUAUUUUGAGGAAUUCAGAGAGUUCUCUUGGUAUGAGAGGACACAGCAACGGAGUAAGGGGUUUGACAUCCCCUGAAAGAGGAGAGAAGAGGGGUGGUACCACCGGCAACAGUAAUAGAACCAAGAACAACAAUAAUUCAAGUCACCGCAACGACAACCACUAUCAACAUGGCAGUGGAGGUGGUGGCUCCGGGUCAUCCGGGACAGGCCAUGAUGAGAAAAAGGGCGGCUCGUCUUCUGGCGGUGACACCACCAUCUUGGCGAUGUGGCCACCGAAAUUUGUGAUCGCCCUGACAAACAAGGAGAAGGAAGAAGAUUUCAUGGCAAUCAAAGGGUCCAAGCUCCCGCAAAGACCAAAGAAGCGAGCCAAGUUUAUCCAACGCACACUCAACUUGGUUAGUCCAGGUGCAUGGUUGUGCGAUCUGACAUUGGAAAGGUACGAGGUCCGAGAGAAGAAGGUUUCUAAGAAGAGACCGAGAGGGUUGAAGGCAAUGGGAAGCGUGGAGUCGGAUUCAGAGUAGAGGGGAAGAUUUGGACUUAGUAGAAGUUGAGGUAUGAGAGAGUUGAGAUUUGUGAAAAUGUUUACAAAAAGUGUGGGCUUCGAUUCGAGAUGGAAUUCCUGUGGUUCAGUAAUUCUUUCUCCUCCUUUUGUCAUCUAAUACAAUUGGUCUUGAAAGUAUUAUGUGAACAGCGUAAUAUUUCGCAUGAUAUUUCACCAAGUUAAUGCUCUAUGAUUAUUGUUAAA
Salvia hispanica is the source of this 1625-nucleotide messenger RNA. RefSeq lists its product as uncharacterized. The record is from RefSeq and is a predicted model, not a curated record. NCBI's taxonomy places the organism in Eukaryota, Viridiplantae, Streptophyta, Magnoliopsida, Lamiales, Lamiaceae.